AUGAGGGCCCUGCUGCUGCUCGCGGCGCUGGCGGCCGCCGCCGCCGCCACCGGCGUGGAGACCUUCGUCGGGCACCAGGUGCUGCGCGUGGUGCCCGGCAGCGCGGCCGAGCUGCGGAGCCUGCGGGAGCUGCAGGAGCUCGAGCACCUGCAGCUGGACUUCUGGCUGCUGCCGCGCGGCCCCGGGGCGCCCGUGGACGUGCGGGUGCCCUUCGCCAGCCUGCAGCCCGUCAAGGCCCACCUGGAAGCCCGCGGCGUGCCCUACUCCAUCAUGAUCGAGGAUGUGCAGGCGCUGGUGGACAGGGAGCAGAUGCAGGCGACGCGCCGGCGGCUCCUGCCCACAUCCACCACCACCUUCAACUACGCUGCCUACCACACCCUGGACGAGAUCUACGCCUUCAUGGACCUGCUGGUGGCUGAGAACCCCAGCCUGGUCAGCAAGUUGGAGAUCGGCCGCUCCACCGAGGGCCGCCCCAUCUACGUGCUCAAGUUCAGCAAGGGCGGCACGAAGCGCCCGGCCAUCUGGAUCGACACCGGCAUCCACUCCCGUGAGUGGGUGACCCAGGCCAGCGGCGUCUGGUUCGCCAAGACGAUCGCUGCGGAGCACGAGAGCGAUGAAGUCUUGGCCUCCGUCCUCGACAAGAUGGACAUCUUCCUGGAGAUUGUCACUAACCCCGAUGGCUUCGUCUUCACCCACACCAAGAACCGCAUGUGGAGGAAGACCCGGUCCUCGCACUCGGGUGCCCUCUGUGUCGGGGUCGACCCCAACCGCAACUGGGACGCGGGCUUUGGAGGCUCGGGCUCCAGCGGGAACCCCUGCUCGGAGACGUACCGCGGGCCCUACGCGAACUCGGAGCCCGAGGUGAAGGCCAUCGUGGACUUCGUGAAGGAGCACGGGAACAUCAAGGCCUUCGUCUCCAUCCACAGCUACUCGCAGCUCCUGCUCUACCCCUACGGCUACACGACCACCCCUGUGCCCGACCGGGAGGAGCUGCACCAGGUUGCUGAGAAGGCCGUCGCGGCUCUGUCUUCCGCCUAUGGGACUAAGUUCAAGUACGGCAGCAUCAUCACGACCAUCUACCAGGCGAGCGGAGGAACCAUCGACUGGACCUACAACCAGGGCAUCAAGUACUCCUUCACCUUCGAGCUGCGCGACACAGGCCGCUACGGCUUCCUGCUGCCCGCCAGCCAGAUCCUGCCCACGGCCCAGGAGACCUGGCUGGCGCUGCGGGUCAUCAUGCAGCACGCGCACGACCACCCCUACUGA
Nothoprocta perdicaria is the source of this 1266-nucleotide messenger RNA. Its product is annotated as carboxypeptidase A1-like. NCBI's taxonomy places the organism in Eukaryota, Metazoa, Chordata, Aves, Tinamiformes, Tinamidae. Gene Ontology annotation, biological process: proteolysis. Gene Ontology annotation, molecular function: zinc ion binding; metallocarboxypeptidase activity. The record is from RefSeq and is a predicted model, not a curated record. Bases 1 to 1266 code for a protein of 421 amino acids. The transcript is spliced from 11 exons.